ACUUCACAAUCAAUGCACUGACCAUGGCUAUUUAUAGUACAUACAAUGAUAUAUACAACAACCUUGUAAAAACCGAAACCUGCAUAUAUUGGUUCAACGAGGAUCCGGACGACGACAAUGGAAGAAGGCAACGAUGGUGUGUCCGCAGCAAGACAGCAUCUGGUCUUUGCAUACUACGUCAGCGGCCAUGGAUUCGGCCACGCCACUCGUGUCGUCGAGGUUGUCCGCCAUCUCAUUCUAGCCGGGCAUGAUGUCCACGUGGUCUCAGGUGCUCCUGACUUUGUAUUCACAUCUGAAAUACAGUCAACAAGAUUCUUCAUCCGCAAGGUUGUGUUGGACUGUGGAGCUGUUCAAGCAGAUGCUUUGACGGUUGAUCGUCUUGCCUCCUUGGAAAAGGUUGUGAAUUAUUCUGAGAUGGCGGUACUAUGUCGGGCAUCAAUUUUAGCAACAGAAGUUGAGUGGCUGAACUCCAUCAAGGCUGACUUAGUGGUCUCUGAUGUUGUUCCUAUUGCAUGCCGAGCAGCUUCAGAUGCCGGAAUUCGUUCUGUAUGUGUCACUAACUUCAGUUGGGAUUUUAUCUAUACAGAAUAUGUGAUGGCUGCUGGAUGUCACCAUAGUUCAAUCCUUUGGCAGAUUGCUGAAGAUUAUUCGCAUAGUGAGUUUCUAAUCCGUCUACCGGGGUAUAGCCCAAUGCCAGCAUUUCGUAAUGUUAUCGAUGUACCCCUUGUCGUAAGGAGAUUACACAAAUCCAGAGAAGAGGUGAGGAAAAAUCUUGGAGUUGGGGAUGAUGUGAAGAUAGUAAUUUUUAAUUUUGGUGGGCAGCCAGCUGGUUGGAAGUUGAAGGAGGAGUACUUACCUGCUGGUUGGUUGUGCCUGGUUUGUGGCGCUUCUGAAAAUCAGGAGAUUCCCCAUAGGUUUGUAAAGCUUGCAAAAGAUGUUUACACCCCUGACCUAAUAGCAGCUUCAGAUUGCAUGCUCGGAAAGAUUGGAUACGGCACAGUCAGCGAAGCCCUGGCAUACAAGUUGCCAUUCAUCUUCAUACGUCGAGAUCAUUUCAAUGAAGAACCAUUUUUGAGAAAGAUGCUAGAGUUCUUCCAAGGUGGUGUGGAGAUGAUUAGAAGGGAUUUGCUCUGUGGAAAUUGGACGCCCUAUCUUGAACGUGCUGUUAGCUUGAAACCAUGCUACAAAGGAGGUACCAAUGGUGGCGAGCGGGCUGCUCACAUACUGCAAGAUACAGCUAACGGAAAGAAUUAUGUGUCAGAUAAGCAAACUGGAGCAAGGAGAUUGCAGGAUGCAAUAGUUCUUGGAUAUCAGCCACAGAGAGUUCCUCAAAAUGAUAUUCUUGUUCCAGAUUGGUAUACUCCUGCAUACAAUGAACUUGGUCUUCAGAACUAAUUUGGAGGGUUCUUCACCAGGUGCUGAAAAGUAUUGAUUUCUUAGAAUUUUUUUUUGUUUUUUGGGGGUGCAAAAGCAGUGUCAUUGUAUGACAGUGUCAACAUAGAUAUAUAAAUCCCUUUUGAAACUGGUAAUCAGAAUCUUCAAUGCUGAGCCAAUGCUUAUUCUGUUAAAUCAUUUGUUCUUUCAA
Molecule: messenger RNA, 1585 nt
Organism: Alnus glutinosa
Lineage: Eukaryota; Viridiplantae; Streptophyta; Magnoliopsida; Fagales; Betulaceae
Product: L-arabinokinase-like
Exons: 15
Coding region: 118-1395 (425 amino acids)
Source: RefSeq, a predicted model, not a curated record